Molecule: messenger RNA, 1260 nt
Organism: Colletotrichum orchidophilum
Lineage: Eukaryota; Fungi; Ascomycota; Sordariomycetes; Glomerellales; Glomerellaceae
Product: nitrogen permease regulator 2
Exons: 3
Coding region: 1-1260 (419 amino acids)
Biological process (GO): negative regulation of TORC1 signaling; positive regulation of autophagy
Cellular component (GO): vacuolar membrane; GATOR1 complex
Molecular function (GO): GTPase activator activity
Source: RefSeq, a predicted model, not a curated record
AUGAUCCAAGGUAUCUUCUAUGCUAGGUUCUUUCCAAAGGAGGGCCCGCACAUCGUGGCCCAGUCGCCGCCCGGCUGCAUCACACCGUCCUCCGGUGCGCCGCUGACGACAAAGCCGCCCCUGAUUGACUGGGAGGUGAUGCAGGAGUACAUUGUCCCGCGCAAGGCCUUCUUCAAUCGGUACAUGACGGUGCAGGACCCGGAGGGCAAGUACGCGGUGCUGGGGUUCCCCGUGCUGAUCCCGCACCAAAAGUACCAGCGCAACGAGUUCAUCUUCAACUUCGGCCUGGUGUUGGACGCCGACGCGGACUUGGCGCAGUACGAGCCCGUCGUGCGGCGGCUGGCCGUCACCUUCAAGGAGAUGGAGAAGCAGAAUGAGUACCUGAGCCAGGAGGGCGGUGGUGGAUCAGGGUCCGGUGAGAGGAGGCCGAUUGAGAGUCUGUUGGAGAUUGUCAAGGAGGAUUUGAAUAACUAUGGCGAGUGCAUGAUUCCCGUCGACGACGCAAACACGAUCAAUAUGAAGCUCUUCCCUCACCACGCCAGCCCGCCACAGGUACGAGGCUGGCACGUCCCCGUCGCCAAGAUGAAGUUCGCCGAGAUCGUCGACCAGACCUGGGACCUGACGAUGCAAAAGGUGGUGGCGCACAUUGACGGGGUCAACGACGUCCGCCGCAUCGCCUGGCUCGCUGACGUCUCGCUCGACCUCGCCACCCUCGCCCUGCGCCACCUGCUCUACUACGAUACGAUCCUGCUGCUCGACAUGUUCUUCUUUGGGAGCUGCUACGCGCCCCGGCCCGGCAUCCACGACUUUGUGACCAACCGGGACGGCAUCGUCGACGAAUGCGCCGCGUACGUGUGCAUCCACGCCCGGCAGCGCGUGAGCAAUUUCAUGCUCAUCAAGCUCAUGACGAGCUUCUGCGUGGGCAAGAGCGUCAUGGAGUGGCUGCGCGCCCACCAGGAGGCCGGGUUCGACGUGCUGCGGUACGUCGACGUGAGGCGGCUCGCGCAGUUUGGCGUCAUCAAGGGGUGCCUGUACCGCGUGCACAAGUACGUCGUGUCCAAGCAGUACCUCGCGGGGCUGGCGACGGGCCAGGCGAGGCCCAGAGCUGGUGGUGGCGGGGACUCGCUGCAGCAGUACACGGACGGGUGCCACUCGUUUGACCAGAUCAUUACGGAGAAGAACCUCACGGACGGGGAGAUUAUGGAGAAGCUCAAGGCUUUGCCGGUACCGAGCGGGGAUUUGACUGUGUUUUAUCGUUGA